CGCCACCCGGCGUUGACAUCCAGUGGGUUUGCUAACAGGAAACCAGUAGACGGUAGGGGGUAGGGGGGCACAGUCAUGGAAUGUCAAUGGACUUUAGAGUAGUUGAUAUAAAGUUAGUACAAGUUAUCCAGUUUGUUUCGUCAGAGCAGCUGCGUGGAUCAACUCAAAUAGCAACAAAGUAAGCUGAGACACAAGCGAGGCACAGCCACAAGCAGUAGGAUGCACUUUGUGAACUAAGUUGUUAAAAAAAACACGAUCACCUAUUUUAUUCCAAACUGACCCACCAACCAUAGUUAGCGUUAUCAACAUGAAGCAUUUUCUUUUAGUGUUAUCCAUCUCAUUCUCCGUGGUCGCUGGAAUUGUCCAAUCAGGUAAGCUGGUUAGAUUUUUUUUUGUUGGUAUCAACGUUUUUUAAAAAAAACUUUAUAAGGAUAUGCACUUUACAUAUAAAUGCAGUAAUUUCAUAGAGUUACAGCUAGAUCAACUAACCACAUAGACAUGUCACUAUUAUUGAGCAACUGACCACAUAGACAUGUCACUAUUAUUGAGCAACUGACCAUAUAGACAUGUCACUAUUAUUGAGAGGCGCAUUUUAUACAAAAGAAGUGGUCUGAAACUUUGUUUUUAAAAUUAUAAAACUGAAAAAAAAAAAAAAUAUCUUCAGUACUUCAGACAGCUGUGGUUUUUUAACAAGUCAUUAAAGAUAACUAUAUCAAAAAGCAUCUAUUACUUGAAAUAGCCAUGUGCGAAUCAGGAGCUGCGGGUCCCUGACCACUGUACACGAGACUUGCACUAACAUUAAACUGAUGUCGUGAUAUUAAAAUGAUGUACUUACAUUUUAAAAAAUGCACUUAAAUUAAAAUGAUGCACACACAUUAAAAGGAUGCACGGACAUUAAAAUGAUGCACGGACAUUAAAAUGAUGCACUGAUAUUAAAAUGAUGCACUGACAUUAAAAUGAUGCACUGACAUUAAAAUGAUGCACGGACAUUAAAAUGAUGCACGGACAUUAAAAUGAUGCACUGACAUUAAAAUGAUGCACUUACAUUAAAAUGAUGCACUGACAUUAAAAUGAUGCACUGACAUUAAAAUGAUGCACUGACAUUAAAAUGAUGCACGGACAUUAAAAUGAUGCACUGAUAUUAAAAUGAUGCACUGACAUUAAAAUGAUGCACUGACAUUAAAAUGAUGCACGGACAUUAAAAUGAUGCACUGACAUUAAAAUGAUGCACUGACAUUAAAAUGAUGCACAUUCUGACCACUUUAUUAAACGUUACCUUACAAACUGUUACAUUUAAGGGUGUCGCCAUUUUACAAAAGGGCCGUGAGUGUCAAUAACAAUGAUAACAAUACUAACAGUUAUCAGUAAAUAACCAAAUGUUACAAGCUCAUAAACAGCACUGCUUCUGCUGUUGAUCAAGAGAUGUACACUUUUCAUUAGAGACAUUUGCUAAACUUAAAGGUGACGGGUGCCAACCUUGACGUUAAAGGUCAGCUAAUGUGGAAUGAGGAAAUCUUUGAUGAGCUAUGAAUAAAACACUAUGUCCUUGAACUGAGAGGUCAUUCCUGCCUAUCAAUGUACUCCCUGCCUAUCAUUGUACUCCCUGCCUAUCAAUGAACUGCCUGCCUUUCAAUGUACUCCCUGUUUAUCAAUGUACUCCCUGCCUAUCAAUGAACUGCCUGCCUAUCAGUGUACUGCCUGUCUAGCAGUGUACUUCCUGUCUAACAAUGUACACCCUGCCUAUUAAUGUACUGCCUGUCUAUCAGUGUACUUCCUGUCUAUCAAUGUGCACCCUGCCUAUUAAUGUACUGCUUGUCUAUCAGUGUACUUCAUGUCUAUCAAAGUACUCCCUGCCUAAUAAUGUACUGCCUGUCUAUCAAGUUACUUCCUGCCUAUCAAUGUACUGCCUUCCUAUCAGUGUACUUCCUGCCUAUGAAUGUACACGUUUUGCUUUAUGGUCCUCACGUUUAGGUCAAAAGGGAGAAAAGACAACAAAUUAAAUGUCCACGGAGAGAGUCUACAAAGUUGUCUCUCUUCAUGCUCUGCUAGAUUCUUUUACACAAAAGAUUGGUUUCUCGGCGAUUUUGUUUCCCUGUGGCACAGCUAACUCUCAUAUAAAUAAUAAAUAUACCGUAAAGAUAUUUGGAUCAAUAAAUCAAUUUUUUUCUUUUAAAAUUGCAACGCUUUGACUUAAAACACAAAUUGUUUGACAACUAGAGACCGACCAAAUUUCGGUUUCGGCGCCGAAAGUGGCCAUUUGAUCACAUUGUCAGUAUGUGGCAAUAACACUAACUAACUCACUACUUGGACCUCUUACUUUAGCUCUUAGAUCUACACCAUAAAAUAUUGAUUUGAUUGGAGCGUUGUGUUCCUUAUUUCUCUGACAGAUUACAUCAACUGUACGAUAGAUAAAAGUUAAACGAUGAAAAGUCAAACAGACAUUAAUACAACAAAUAGGUUAAAGCGAAAGUAUUUCUUGAGGUAUAAAGUGUGCCCACAUUUUAGAUGAUUUUACUUCAGGUUAUGCCCUACCCGCUCCCGAUGACGUGUGCAUCAACACCCUGACACCGCCUACUAACGCCCGAGGUGUGAACAGGGUGAGCAGGAACUCAGACGCCCCAUUGUAUCGGCUCCACUUCAAUGAAAACAUUGCCAGCGAUGGGGGGCGCCACGUCGGACCAGAGGCAUACCACGGUGAGUUGAGGUUACCAGAGACAUACCACGGUGAGUUGAGGUGACCAGAGACUUACCACGGUGAGUUGAGGUUACUAGAGACAUACCACUGUGAGUUGAGGUUACCAGAGUCAUACCACGGUGAGUUGAGGUGACCAGAGACAUACCACGGUGAGUUGAGGUUACCAGAGACAUACCACGGUGAGUUGAGGUGACCAGAGACAUACCACGGUGAGUUGAGGUGACCAGAGACAUACCCCCCCCCCGCGAGUUGAGGUUACCUGAGACAUACCACGGUGAGUUGAGGUUACCAGAGACAUACCACGGUGAGUUGAGGUUACCAGAGACAUACCACGGUGAGUUGAGGUGACCAGAGACAUACCCCCGUGAGUUGAGGUUACAUGAGACGUAAUGUGCAGCUAAGCACACUUCUAUUGCUGCCCACAGAUACUACUUACCAGCUAAGUGCUAUUUCUUAUUUUUAUUUACAUACCGUUUGUUCUGUUGUUUUGUUCGCUGACGAAGUCUUUCUGCCGACACGUUCGCUGUUUUGUUGCGUUUAUUUUUUCAGGUUUAACCCUACUUUGUUUUACUCAUUUUAUUUUACACAUAUUUUAACAGUGAUAACCUAGUAGGUGAGUUGAAUCUAGAGAGAAGAAUUCGAGGCUUGUUGGUUUUAUUCUAGAAUUAAAGCAUUAUAAUUAAAGGAAAUUUCAACGGAUUUUAGAAUGAAACCGACAUCGCCAAGGUAGUCGUUCCUAGAAACAUUGAUUUGCUAUAGCCACGAUAAAAUAAAUUAACGAACAGAGAGACGAUAGAUGACUUAAGAAAUGUUUUUAGUUUAUAUAAUAACCACACCGAAACUUUACAAUCACAUGUGAGUCUAUCAUUAAGAUUGUAACUUUAAACACGCCACACUGCGUUAAUCAUUGUGUCUAUAUUUUAAAAAGAACAUGGACCAUCUCCAAAAAUGACCCCAAAAAAAAACCUAAAAAACUAAUCAACAGCGAAUGUAAAGAAGAUUGACCAAGUGAUGGCUUUUAUCAAUGGUAACUAACAUUGUCCCUCAUCUAACACCAUGGCGUCCCACAUUGCAGUUCAUGUCUCCAUUGCAAAUGAGCUGCUGGCCUUUGACAGCGCCAAAGUCCAGGUGUCGGCACAGGGCUCGUGUGGGACGGGCUCACUCAAAUUCGACCAGCUGGAUUUCAUCGAGGUCAGGCAAAAAGAGGACAGGUGUCCGAGACUCCUCCACACCGCCAAGAAGAGGCCCAUGACAGAGUUGCCGUCCUUACUGUGGACCCCGCCAUCUUGUGGGUGUGUCGUGUUUAAGUAAGCUUCAUUGUUUUCAAACUUCUCUAUAACAAGAGCCUCCUUCUAAUAAACUAACCAGUUGUUCGAAAUGUACAUUUGAAAAAUAAAAAUUAUAUUAGCUCUUCGUCACUUUAUACUGUUCAACUUGCCCCCUUCUAAGGCUAAUUCAGAUUCGAUCUACAACUUACUCCAUUUUACGCAUUAACUGAUAGUUUCCAUCAAAACAAAAAUAUACCAUGCUGCACACGGCAAAAAAUCCUCAUGUCUGGCCAGCUGACACAAGACAACUAGGCGAAACAUGUGUCAGAACAAUGGCAUAUUAUUUGUGUCAGAAUAGUGACAGAUAAUUUGUGCCAGAACAAUGACAUACUAUUUGUGUCAGAACAAUCACAUAUUGUUUGUGUCGGAACAAUGACGUGUUAUUUGUUUCAGAUCAAUGACAUAUUAUUUAAAAGGAGAAAAUCGAAUAUUCGAUAGUUUACUUAUGACUUAACCUUUUAACUAACUUUCUUGUCUACCCCUACCAGGGUUUUGGUUGUGGAGGAGGCCAACAUUUACUUUGCUGACAACGAAGAAACCAGAAACGGACCAUUGACAUGGACUGUGUGUGUGGAGAAAAGGGUGCGUUGAUGCCUGCCAGAGCAGCUCAGCAUAACUGUCACAACAGGAAUUAAACUUAAGUACCUGCCAGAGCAGCUCAGCAUAGCUGUUACAACAGGAAUUAAACUUAAGUACCUGCCAGAGCAGCUCAGCAUAACUGUUACAACAGGAAUUAAACUUAAGUACCUGCCAAAGCCGCUCAGCAUAACUGUUACAACAGGAAUUAAACUUAAGUAUCUGCAAGAGCAGCUCAGCAUAACUGUCACAACAGGAAUUAAACUUAAGUACCUGCCAGAGCAGCUCAGCAUAACUGUCACAACAGGAAUUAAACUUAAGUACCUGCCAGAGCAGCUCAGCAUAACUGUUACAACAGGAAUUAAACUUAAUCUCAAAACUACGAUGGAUGAUAACUUUUCCUUUCAUUAUUAUUUAAAGUCCUCCCUAGCAAAAUUUUAUCGGACUUGAUGAAAGGUCUCGUCAAGGUUUAAAUCUUUCACAAAAUUGUAUUGUUGGUUCCUGACAAGCUAUAACAGGGUACACAGUUUUGAGCUAUAGUAGAUUUUAAUAUGUCAAAUAGUGUGACAAGCUCAUAUCAUUUCUUUCACCUUUACUGCAGAAAUAGCUGGUAUUGUUCAUAUUUAAUUGAAAAAAACAAGUAUACGUAAUUGUAAUACUUUAAUAUUUUAAUGAUUCAUUAGAAAGUUCAUUAAUUAAAUCAUCAGAAAAGGUUCAAUUCAUUUACAAAAAUGGUUGCCACUUUCUUUCAUUCAGAAUUUUUUUUUUAACGCAUCGUGACUCAAUAUUGAUUGUCCUUCAAUCGUCGCCUUGUUGACGAUGCACGAUCUAGUGUAAGGCGGGCCAUUAAGUGCUCACCCACAGAACAGAAACUGUACAUAAACUUUUUAAUUGAUGUUAGUUAAAGGAUUUAAACAAAAAAGGUUGACUAUAGCACGCCUUUCAGAAUAAAUGAAACUUCCGUGUUUGGUGUCGUGCAGGUCACACGAGAGCAUUUUCUGGAAGCUUUGUGUAUGGCCCCGGACCGGCACAGAUCUUCCCAGAUACUCUCCAACCAAGCUUUUCUGACACGCCACAGGCUGGACUCGCAGACAUUGAACAGGUACAGCGUGGAGAUGGCGCUGGAGUUGAGGAGAUCAGACAAUAAAGUCUGCUGUAACAAGGUAAUACUACUAGACAAUAUAAAGUUCAAGGUCAGUUUGUAAUCAGCUUUCAAACAUGCUGACAUAAUGGUUUAAUCUUUAAUUUUCCAGGAGCAAGAGGCCAUUUGUAAAGUCGGUUGUGUUGGGAAAAGCCAUUUUUAAACUUGAUUGCGUCCAAUGUUUUAGUUAGGAUGAGCCAUUUGUAAAGUUGAUUGCAACCUAUGCUUUAGUUAGGAUGAGCCAUUUGUAAAGUUGAUUGCAACCUAUGCUUUAGUUAGGAUGAGCCAUUUGUAAAGUUGAUUGCAACCUAUGCUUUAGUUAGGAUGAGCCAUUUGUAAAGUUGAUUGCAACCUAUGCUUUAGUUAGGAUGAGCCAUUUGUAAAGUUGAUUGCAACCUAUGCUUUAGUUAGGAUGAGCCAUUUGUAAAGUUGAUUGCAACCUAUGCUUUAGUUAGGAUGAGCCAUUUGUAAAGUUGAUUGCAACCUAUGCUUUAGUUAGGAUGAGCCAUUUGUAAAGUUGAUUGCAACCUAUGCUUUAGUUAGGAUGAGCCAUUUGUAAAGUUGAUUGCAACCUAUGCUUUAGUUAGGAUGAGCCAUUUGUAAAGUUGAUUGCAACCUAUGCUUUAGUUAGGAUGAGCCAUUUGUAAAGUUGAUUGCAACCUAUGCUUUAGUUAGGAUGAGCCAUUUGUAAAGUUGAUUGUGUCCAAUGUUUUAGUUAGGAUGAGCCAUUUGUAAAGUUGAUUGCAACCUAUGCUUUAGUUAGGAUGAGCCAUUUGUAAAGUUGAUUGCAACCUAUGCUUUAGUUAGGAUGAGCCAUUUGUAAAGUUGAUUGCGUCCAAUGUUUUAGUUAGGAUGAGCCAUUUGUAAAGUUGAUUGUGUCCAAUGUUUUAGUUAGGAUGAGCCAUUUGUAAAGUUGAUUGUGUCCAAUGUUUUAGUUAGGAUGAGCCAUUUGUAAAGUUGAUUGUGUCCAAUGUUUUAGUUAGGAUGAGCCAUUUGUAAAGUUGAUUGUGUCCAAUGUUUUAGUUAGGAUGAGCCAUUUGUAAAGUUGAUUGUGUCCAAUGUUUUAGUUAGGAUGAGCCAUUUGUAAAGUUGAUUGCGUCCAAUGUUUUAGUUAGGAUAACCCAUUUGUAAAGUUGAUUGUGUCCAAUGUUUUAGUUAGGAUGAGCCAUUUGUAAAGUUGAUUGUGUCCAAUGUUUUAGUUAGGAUGAGCCAUUUGUAAAGUUGAUUGUGUCCAAUGUUUUAGUUAGGAUGAGCCAUUUGUAAAGUUGAUUGCAACCUAUGCUUUAGUUAGGAUAACCCAUUUGUAAAGUUGAUUGUGUCCAAUGUUUUAGUUAGGAUGAGCCAUUUGUAAAGUUGAUUGCGUCCUAUGCCUUAGUUAGGAUGAGCAAUUUGUAAAGUUGAUUACGUCCUAUGCCUUAGAUAGUGGUUUGAAAUUAUUAACUUAUUACUUUAAAAAUUUCCAAUUUAUGUUCCUUUUACAAUCCUCCAGUAGCCACUUCCCAACGUGUUACCUUUUCACGGAUUAUCUCCCUAUCUCCCAUGCCGCCGUAGACCAUCAGGUUAAGAAAACCUUUCAACACACUCCUUCCUUAAAAAUACCUAAUCUAAGGCCUCAAGUGGUCCACGCAGUAUGGUCUGUUUCAUUUUUUUUUCAAAGCUUAAUGAUAUUCUUACCCUAUGGCUCUGUGAUCGAAUGCUCAUUAGUAUCAUUGACCAUGAUACAAUCUUUACUCCCAUUAGCAAAGAUACGUUGUGUUUAAAAGGAUGCGGCAACUGUAACACAGUGUAACACAGUAUAAUACCAAAAGGUCACUUAUAGUGUAGUGGUGAUGUGAUUGUAACACAGUGUAAAACAAAUAGUGAACUCAUAGUGUAGUCCUACUACUAAAAGAGCUACAUAAAAUAAAUUGUAUCCAAUAAUUUGAAUUGAAGUUGCUAGGAUUGGUCCUGUCCGUGAUGAGCCAAUCGGUUUACCAGUCCCACUACAAAAAAAACAAAAAAAACAAAGAAAACAAACAACUACGUUUUACCGAAAAUACCACCCGAAAGGGGACCCCGCCCCUCCACAUCUCUUUCUUACCCGACCAGUUACCCGUGUUAAGUACUCGACCAUUUGCUAGCUCAGGUGGACAGUUUGAUAGCUGAUUUGAACUGUUUGACAGCUGAUUCGAACAGUUUGAUAGCUGAUGUGCUCUUAAAACUGUGAAGAGGUGCUCUUGCGACACUAAGACGGUACAGGCAAUCUUGGAACUCGUGCGAGACAUACGAUCUAACGGAGGGAACGUGACCCUUCAAUGGAUCCCAGGACACGCGGAGAUCCCCCCACAAGUCAGAGCUGACUGGCUUGCAAAACAAGGUUCUUCCCAACCCCAAUCUGACAGGCCAAUGACCCAAUUGGGGGUCAAAGCCUGGUUAAAGGACCUCUUUCAGGAGGAAUGGAUGAAAGAAUGGGAACAGGGUACCACCGCACGAAAGCUUUACCGGAACAUGCCUAAAACUAACCGAAAGGGCGAUCAAUGGUGGAGCCUUAAGCGAUACCAGCAGAGCCUCAUAACACAAAUGAGGACAGAGCACUGCCCCACGAGGAGCUAUUUAAAAAGGUUGAACCCACUACGGGACCCGAGCUGCCGCCAUUGUGGACAGGCACCGGAAACAGUAGAGCACCUUCUAGCCGGGUGCCCGACAUUAGCGACUGGCGUGACUGGGGUUCUUCCAGCCAACAACGCCGAGAGCCUGUUAUACGGGUCUGCCCAGCAGAUGAGGCAGGCCUGUUCCAUACUUUCCGGGGCCAUUAAAGAGCAAUAGCUCGGUCCCAUACAGUGAAUGAAAUAAAUAUUUCAGGUAGCUGAUUCGCUGGAGGUCGAAUACCAAAUGCCUUUAGGUCGGGGCUCUGCACCAGCGAAGAGACUCGGAGGUGUCACAUGGGGUUUUGCCUCUUGGUGGCGUGCCAGACUAGUAAAGAGGUCUUCUCCCCCCGAAGCUAAAAACCCCCGGCCACUGCAUGACUCACAAUGCAACGGGAGGAACGCAGUAACAUGAUUACUUGCUGCCGUUAAUGUAUAUGAGGCCUGGGUGGCUUCCAAACCCUUGCCGAUGAUUUUAGCUACGCGACCCUGAGAAAGCCGCUGUUAGGCAACCGCUUCGUCCCCGCUUACGUCCCGACUGCACAACUCCCUGGACGGUGGGGGAGGUAACGCAAAAACAUUCACCCGGAGAGGAAGCAAAACCGUUCAGACCUAAGGAGAGUUGAUCGCGGACGCUUUAAAACCAGCGUCUUCAGUCGACCGGACGUCCUCCAGGCCAGGGGGGAUGUUCCUGGCGUGCGGGUAGACCCAGCGCCGGCCCGUGUGGGGUGUGCCCGGGGGGGGUAUUAUGAGCUCGCGCUCGAUGACCCACCGACACCAUCUCCGAAGUGACGUUUACAGAUAGCUGAUUCGAACUGUUUGAUAGUUGAGUCAAACCAUUUGAUAGAUUAAUCGGACUGUUUGCUAGCUCAGUAGGACCGUUUGAUAGCUGAGUCGAAUAAUUUAUAGCUGAGUCGACCCGUUUGAUAGCUGUGUCGCGGCCCUGAGAAAUCCGCUCCUAGGCGAUCGUUUCGUCCCGCUUACGUCCCGACCUGACAACAACCUGGACGGUGGGGGGAGUAACGCAACAACAUUCCCCCGGAGAGGAAACAAAGCCGUUCAGAACCAAGGAGAGUGGACCGCGAAAGCAACACCUCGGCCAGCCAGGUGUUCAUUCUCUGGUGCCGCCUCAUUCGCAUAGUCAAUUGAGUGGAGGGGUGGAUGAGACUGUCUCUGUGCGGAAAACUAAACACUUCGCGACCAGACUGCAAUAAAGACUACUGUGGGAGUAGUUGAUGGCAAGUUGAAUUUAUCGGAUGGUGCGUUUGGGAAGACUUCAUGAUCUUCGGCUCGAUAGUUUACUGUUUUUCUAAUGUAGAUUAGAUAGAUCAGCCGGACUAUGUGGUGGUAGAUAAGCUGGACUGUGUGGUGGUAGAUCAGCCGGACUGUGUGGUGGUAGAUCAGCCGGACUGUGUUGUGAUAGAUCAGCCGGAAUGUGUUGUGAUAGAUAAGCCGGAUUGUGUGGUGAUAGAUCAGCCGGACUGUGUGGUGGUAGAUCAGCCGGACUGUGUGGUGGUAGAUCAGCCGGACUGUGUGGUGAUAGAUCAGCCGGACUGUGUGGUGGUAGAUCAGCCGGACUGUGUGGUGAUAGAUCAGCCGGACUGUGUGGUGGUAGAUCAGCCGGACUGUGUGGUGAUAGAUUAGCCGGACUGUGUGGUGAUAGCUGAGUCGGAAUGUGUGACAGCUGAAUCGACUCGUUUGAAAGCUGAGCGGACCCCAUUCAAAAUUUGAAAGACGGGAAAAUAUCAGAUAGCAUGACUAUUUUCAGACUUCCUGCUCAUUACAAGCAUACUUUCUGCUCAUUACAGGGAUAUUUCCUGCUCAUUACAGGCAUACUUCCUGCUCAUUACAUUUGAAACAACAAAAUCUCUUAUAACAGUCCAAUGCACUGCUGUUUUGUUAUCCUUUAGCCCAAACACAAGGACAAGAUGACUUGUUUCGAUAAUGUCAGACGUCACCGUAUUGAUAGAUUCUGUGGGGACGGCAUCCCAGACCUCAACUUUGUGACAUUUAGGUCCAGCUUCAUGCGUGAACGGGAACAGCAGUGUUGCUUUAUCUUAGGUGAGUAGCGGGAACAUCAGAGUUUGUUAAUCUAAGGUGAGUAGGGGGAACAGCAGUGUUUGUUAAUCUUAGGUUAGUGGCUACUGUCAGCAUUCUUCAUCGCACAUAUUAAUUUAUUUACAAAAUAUGUGCAGAACGGUCCAAUGGAAACCUUUGGACAUGGAUGGCUACUCUUUGAUUUAAGGGGGGGGGGGGAAAGUAUGUAUAUCUAAUCUGAGUUAAUUUUGUUUUGAGCUCCCGAAUUAAACACCAAUCCCAUGGUCAUGACUGACAAGAUCCACACAGAAUUAAACACCAAUCACAUGGCCAUGACUGACUUGAUCCACACAGAAUUAAACACCAAUCUCAUGGCCAUGACUGACUUCAUCCACACAGAAUUAAACACCAAUCCCAAGGCCAUGACUGACUUGAUCCACACAGAAUUAAACACCAAUCCCAUGGCCAUGACUGACUUGAUCCACACAGAAUUAAACACUAAUCCCAUGGUCCAUGACUGACAUGAUCCACACAGAAUUAAACACCAAUCCCAUGGCCAUGACUGACUUGAUCCACAAAGAAUUAAACACUAAUCCCAUGGUCCAUGACUGACAUGAUCCACACAGAAUUAAACACCAAUCCCAUGUCCAUGACUGACUUGAUCCACACAGAAUUAAACACCAAUCCCAUGUCAAUGACUGACUUGAUCCACACAGAAUUAAACACCAAUCCCAUGUCCAUGACUGACAUGAUCCACACAGAAUUAAACACCAAUCCCAUGUCCAUGACUGACAUGAUCCACACAGAAUUAAACACUAAUCCCAUGGUCCAUGACUGACAAGAUCCACACAGAAUUAAACACCAAUCCCAUGUCCAUGACUGACAUGAUCCACACAGAAUUAAACACCAAUCCCAUGUCCAUGACUGACUUGAUCCACACAGAAUUAAACACCAAUCCCAUGUCCAUGACUGACAUGCUCCACACAGAAUUAAACACCAAUCCCAUGUCCAUGACUGACAUGAUCCACACAGAAUUAAACACCAAUCCCAUGUCCAUGACUGACUUGAUCCACACAGAAUUAAACACCAAUCCCAUGGCCAUGACUGACUUGAUCCACACAGAAUUAAACACUAAUCCCAUGGUCCAUGACUGACAUGAUCCACACAGAAUUAAACACCAAUCCCAUGGCCAUGACUGACAUAAUCCACACAGAAUUAAACACCAAUCCCAUGGCCAUGACUGACAUAAUACACACAGAAUUAAACACUAAUCCCAUGGCCAUGACUGACAUAAUCCACACAGAAUUAAAAACCAAUCCCAUGACCAUGAUUAACAUAAUCCACAUAGAAUUAAACACCAAUCCCAUGUCCAUGAUUGACAUAAUCCACAUAGAAUCAAACACCAAUCCCAUGGCCAUGACUGACUUGAUCCACACAGAAUUAAACACCAAUCCCAAGGCCAUGACUGACUUGAUCCACACAGAAUUAAACACCAAUCCCAUGGCCAUGACUGACUUGAUCCACACAGAAUUAAACACUAAUCCCAUGGUCCAUGACUGACAUGAUCCACACAGAAUUAAACACCAAUCCCAUGGCCAUGACUGACUUGAUCCACACAGAAUUAAACACUAAUCCCAUGUCCAUGACUGACAUGAUCCACACAUCAUUAAAUACCAAUGGCAUGGUCAUGGCUGACAUGAUCCACACAGAAUUAAAUACCAAUGGCAUGGUCAUGGCUGACAAGAUCCACACAAAAUUAAAUAUCAAUACCAUGGUCAUGGCUGACAAGAUCCACACAGAAUUAAAUACCAAUGGCAUGGUCAUGGCUGACAAGAUCCACACAGAAUUAAAUACCAAUGGCAUGGUCAUGGCUGACAAGAUCCACACAGAAUUAAAUACCAAUGGCAUGGUCAUGGCUGACAUGAUCCACACAGAAUUAAAUACCAAUGGCAUGGUCAUGGCUGACAUGAUCCACACAGAAUUUACCAAGUCUUGGGUCAAGGGCGAGGGACUUCCACCACCCAAGGUUGGGAUAGACGCCUUUGGCGAUAGGAUACCCUUUAGAAGAUAAUCAUAGAACGAGAUCAGUGUAGUGCACACAUUCAACAUUGCCGAAACUUUGUUAAAAAAAUGAAUUAAUUAUAUAUUGUAUUAAACCUAGAGCCAAUUUAUUGACAUCGGAAUGUUUUCCAUGAGAGCUCUCAAUGUAAAGAGAGUGUGAAAACCUUAUGGCAAAAAUUUUAAGAGAUCUGGUUUAAAAAAAUAAUUCCCCCAACAAAUGGGGAUGAGGGAGGUUGGUCGCUAAAAGAAAUAAUUACGUCACUAGCACGAAACUAGGCUAAAUAUUAAUACAGCAAUAUCUUGCCAUCUAUUUAUGAAAACACAAAGCAUUUGUAUGACGAUAACAGCGAAACAUUUGGGUGAUAUAUUUGUAGCCUUAAUAACUUGUAAUUAAGCGUCGAUUUGGUUUAUUAGAGCCACAAUAAUUAUUGUGGGUAUAGGUUCUAGGUAUCAAUUAUAUUAUAAAAGCAAAGGGCACUCAAGGGUCUAUUUUACAUGAAUUUUGCCCCCCCCCCCCUUAAAUUUUCUCAAACCAUAUUACUUUUAAAAACAUUUAAAAGAAAUUUAAAUUACUUUUAAAUUAAAAUGGUAAAAUCCAAAGUAUUAAUUUGAUCAGGGGUCUCAAACUCAAAUCACCCGGAGGCCGCAGGAGGUAGAGUCUAAUAGAGACUGAGCGGUAUCAAGAACUCCACAAAAAUGCGAUUAAAAAUUCAUUAAAGUACAAAUAGUACAAUCUGCUCAACUUUUAUAAAUAACAAAUAAAAACAUUAAGGGUUCUCAAGAACUACCAAUGUUUAUAAAUAUCUCUCUUAUUUUACCAUCCAGGUGAACACCUCUACCAAUGUUUAUAAAUAUCUCUCUUAUUGUACGAUCCAGGUGAACACCGUUACCAAUGUUUAUAAAUAUCUCUUAUUUUACCAUCCAGAUGAACACCGCUACCAAUGUUUAUAAAUAUCUCUCUUAUUUUACGAUCCAGGUGAACACCGCUACCAAUGUUUUGGGGCGAACAGUGACCUUAAGAGUGGAACAAACGACACGUAUUUAGAUUACUCCUUGGACGAUACUGACCCAGCCAAUGACCUGGCCAUCUUCGUUUUCCCUAAGGUUGGAAUUAUAUCAUACCGAAAUCAUUCAAUACACGAUGAUUUAUUGCUGUAUUCAAAAGAUAGUAACAAAAAUAUAUGUAUUGCGAAGAUUAUCUCUUCAUCUUGCCGAGACCAGCAGCUGGUGAAUAAAUAAGAUCCAUUUAGCUAACAGAUAUUUUGUUAUCCUUUGAACUAAAAUGUAAAAAAAAAUUUUCGACCUCAAACCUACAUUUGCAAUAUAUACUUAUUUAAGUAUACUUAGAAACAUAGUUAUAUAAGUACAUUGGACACUAAUGUUGGUUAUCCAUUGUUAGCAUGUUUUGGAAUUGUAUCCUUGCUGAAACCAAGAUUAAUAUAAUACCCAUCGAUUUAGUGACUGUGGUUUUAAUCACAUGAUUAUUUCAAAAGGAGUUCAAAUUCCAACUCUGUUAAAUCUGGUGACUCUUAGAAUUAUGUCUGGGUUUUUAAAGUUUCAUUUGAAAGACUAUCUGUACCUAAACCUUACCCUAAACCUACCUCAAUGAUUAAACAUCUGUUUGUACUACCAUAUCACUACUGUUACUAUUAAUAAUUCUACAGGACUUGGAUGUUCUACAAGUAAUAAAAUCUGUGAAUUUCGGGGGAAAACACAACACAGAGAACAGUACGGACAUCUCAGGAAAACGUGGCAUCAAGAAGACGUCAGCGGAAGAUGUUCGAAAGGCUCAUGGGCUUACCCCAGAAAUUUCUAAAACUGAUGAUGAAAGUGUAUCCCCAGAUGUGGCCAGUGUGGCCCCGUUGUCGUCCAGAGAGAGGAAAGAAAAACCCAAACAGGCCGAGAGCAAGCGUCGAGACACCAGACCUGGAGAUCUCCAUGCAUCCUCUGCUGCGGUCCAGCGGGUAAGCAGUGCCGAGCAGCGCAGAAGCAACCGACGCAGAGGAGGGUCGGCAGCCGAGACGAAAAAAGCAAGUCAGGAAAUGGCAGAUUCAACUAAGAAGUCCGGCAGACAACGACGGAACAGUCGCGAGGAGGUCGCGGGACUUGGGGGACUGUCAGGUAAUAGGAAGAUUGCCCCGCGAUCCAGUAGUGAGAAGAGGAUGACUGCCCGAACCAGUGCUGAGCGAGCUAUCACUGAUACAUUUGGGGACAAGGAUCUGGACGAGGAUCUGGAAGAUCAGGGCGGCUCAUCGAUUGAAGGACAACUGUUAAGUAAGUGAUUGUAAGGGUGGGGUCAUGUUUAAGAACAGAAACAUGUAACUAUAGAUGUCAGUAAGAGAUGUUCUGGUUGCACAACGUAGGAAAGGGUUCUUGUCAAAGUUCCCUGUAGCUCAUCGUUAGCUGUUUAUUUGGAGGCUCAGACUUUAAAAUGGUCGGGUGUCAUAAUAAAUAAUAUGGAAAGAUGAUAUGGCCUACGAAUGAAAUGCACCGUCUUUGGUGGGCAGAAAAGAGAGUUUGGUUAUUUAACUUCUAGCGAUAUUAAAGCCACGUAUUAUGUUCGCUGCAACAGGAAGAAAGCCGCGCGAUUGUGAACACUACCACAACUCUCCUUUUAAUCAUGUUUGCCUUUAAUUAUUUUAUGAUUCCUGCAAAUCGUUUCAGAAUAUAAAAAACAGAUUCUAAGGCUUCGCCUGAAGACAGUUUGCUGCAAGGCAGGUGCGAGCGCUGGGAAGUUCGUUUACAGCCGUACGAGCUUACGAGCCAGAAACGAGUGCGGACACAGCGGAGAAAAGUACCUGAGCCGGAACCACCAGGAUACUGGAAUGAAGAUCUGCAGGGAUCAGUUUAUGUUGUGCUGCACUGAGAAAGCCGUCAGGUAGGAUCUAUGUAAGGUUGAUAUAUGCUCUGUGUCAAGGUUAUAUCUGAUUUUUGUCAGGGCGAUACCUGAUUUGUGUCAGGGUGAUGUCUGCUCUGAUGUCAGUGUGAUUUGUGAUCUUUCAGGGUGAUACCUGAUUAGUGUCAGGAUGAUAUCUGAUUUGUGUCAGGGCGAUAUCUGAUCUGUCAGGACGAUAUCUGAUCUGUGUCAAGGUGAUCUGAAGAUAAUGUGUCGUUUUUGUAUUGUUUUUUUUUUUAUUGAUGGUUAUUUAAUUGUUUGUCUAUAGACAAGUAUGAAUGAUCUACUUGAAACGUUUGGGUGAAAAAUGGCUGCGUGUUGUUUAUAAUUAUUCUAUUUUUUUUUAAGGUUGGAGGUUGGAAUAAUGCACCUCUCUAAAUGUGUACUCUCAAAACUUAAGUAUAGCAUAAUUAAAUGUUUUAUUGCUAUUACUAUAAAACAUUUCUUUCAUAAUUUUGCGAGACAUAAAUGCUCGUUGACAAAAAGAUUGGCUUGUGUAAGAAUUAAAUGAAUUAAUCUGUUUUGUUUAUCCAAGACUCAUCGUUUGACGUCACAAAGCAAUCUGAAAUGAUUAACCAUACCACUUAAAAAUAAACCAAAGACGAACGAUCGAUCAAUUUCUAAUGCUUUACAAUAAUUGUGUAUUGGGCUGUGCGACCCGGGGGGGGGGGGCUAACCGGGCGCCAUAAUCUUUAGUUGUAUGCAACAUAUGUGUGUUUGGUAUGUAUAUAUAUAUAUAUAUAUAUAUAUAUAUAUAAGAGAUCACCUGAAAUAAGUAAAAUGAUUAACCAUACCACAUAAAAAAAAACCAAAGACUAACGAUCGAUCAAUUUCUAAUGCUUUACAAUAAUUGUGUAUUGGGCUGUGCGACCCGGGGGGGGGGGCUAACCGGGCGCCAUAAUCUUUAGUUGUAUGCAACAUAUGUGUGUUUGGUAUGUAUAUAUAUAUAUAUAUAUAUAUAUAUAUAAGAGAUCACCUGAAAUAAGUUGUUGUUUUUCCCAGGCUCAGCUUUUCUUGUCCUGAUUGUGUGUGUACGUAUAUUUUAAUAUAAACAGUUUAACUAUUGUUCCUGAGUGUCAAUGAUUAACAGACAAAAUAAUUUAACACUGUGUGUGUCUUUUUUUUUUAACACAGUGGUCCAUCUAUGACCAGCAAUGAGUUCAGAGCAAGUCCAUUCAUGCUCUUUGACAACCAAGGCAGGACAGAAGUGGAGGAGGAUGACCUGGAGGAUGACCAUCAGGAGACUCCAGUUGAGAAUGAAAAUGAUCAUGACCAAGAGGAGCUCUAUGGACAGACACCGGAUGUGGAAGGCACGGCCAAAGAGAGGGAGUCUCAAACGAUGCGACCAGAUAAUGAAACGCAAGUCACUACACCCGAUGAAGAGUUGGAUGGCCCCAGACAGUUUGAUGAGAUGGACAACGCUGAGGAAUCUGUUGAUGUCUUAGACAGGUCCGAGCCUGCGCCAGAGAAACAAAAAUUGCGCUCUAGGGGUGACGAGGAAGUGGAUGCUUAUGACGAGAGAGAUUUCUCGGCCACCAUCGAUGACAAGACAGAUGAUGACAUUGAGGACGGACUUCACAGGAGAAAAGGUCACACGUCCCUUAAGAAUAAAGCUUUCAAGGACAGAGAAACUAAGAAAGAAUCACGGGAGAGAACUGGAUCUGUGAAACCUGGUUUAGUUGAAGUGCGUGGAUCCAAAAAUGACAGAAGAGGUUCUCAAGUUGGAGGUUCAACACGAACCAGGGGUGGGAGUUCCCGCUCGUCAAGACAGAGAUCUUCACGUGAGAGGGCUUCAGAAGAACUGCCUCCAGGCAGGAAUUCACGCUCCUCCAGACAGAGAUCAUCACGUGAGAGGGCUUCAGAAGAACUGCCUCCAGUGUAUUCAAUGUAUAAGCCUCGAGCACAUAUCAGGGAUAGACACAUGGGUGCCAUGGAUUCAAAAGAAAUGGCUGCCGCGCACGGAAGGACCUAUACAGGGACGCUCGAUUCCAAGGAAAUGGUAGAGGCAUUCGGCAAGCAGGAAAUACUUGCACCGGCCAGGAGCGGCACCAAAAAGAAGAGGAGACACUUGAGGCAAAUGAUAUAAAUUGUUGACGGUGUUGUUGUUACAGUCAGAUUCAGUUGUUAAUGAGUAACAGAGACCGCCAUUAAUUACCCUAGCUUGCCUAUUUAACGUGACACACUUUUUGGGUUGCAAACUUCAAGAAGACCAUUAAGGCAUUUAGAAUUUAAACAUUUGAUAUUUACAAUUGUUUCAGUUGUUAAUCCUCAAAGAAUAAAGGCAAAUUUCAGCUGCUGAUAGACCAUUUGUUUUGAAAUGUUAUUGAAUAAAUUGGUUUAAUAUAAUAAAAUAACACAAUACCGCA
Messenger RNA from Lymnaea stagnalis (great pond snail), 17724 nucleotides. The record is from the annotation of a GenBank genome assembly. Lineage: Eukaryota; Metazoa; Mollusca; Gastropoda; Lymnaeidae.